This is a messenger RNA of Quercus robur (English oak), 1334 nucleotides long. RefSeq lists its product as uncharacterized. NCBI's taxonomy places the organism in Eukaryota, Viridiplantae, Streptophyta, Magnoliopsida, Fagales, Fagaceae. The record is from RefSeq and is a predicted model, not a curated record. The transcript is spliced from 4 exons. The coding region runs from base 249 to 956 and encodes 235 amino acids.
UAGUUGCCUGAAGAAAGAGAGAAAUUCAGUAAUUCUCACACACAAAAAACCUCUUUGGCUCUCUCUCUAGUUUCUAUACCCUUCUUCUCCACAUCCACAACACCUCUCUCUCUCUCUCUCUGAUGUUUAGGGCUUUUCUUUUCAAGGUAGCAUAGGAGUUUCAGACUAGUAGUAGCUAGGUAAGAGAGAGAAAGAGAAGUGAGUAUAGGAAGCUAAGGAAGGUUUUGUUUUGGUUUUGAGUUCGUGCAAUGGCGACCGCACCAGUGAAGUCUCAGCCACUUCACAACUUCUCGCUCCCCUUCUUGAAAUGGGGAGGAAAGAGCCACACCAACAGCACAACCCGUUGCCGACGCACGGUUUCUCCUGCUUCGUCCGAACCCGACUCCGACUACCACCACGACUCGGACCCGCCGUCUAGGGUCGGAUCCCGGUCCGCUCGCAACCGAUUCGGAUUCUCUCCUUGCUCUUUCAACAACAACAACAACAACAGCAACAAGCAGGCGGCAGAGCAUUCGGGGGCCGAUGACGUGGCGGAUGUGGAAGCAGCGGCGGAGGCGGAGGAAGGGGUGCAGAAGCCGUGGAAGUUGAGGCCGAGGAAGGCGGUGCAGAGGAGCGCGAUGGUGGAGAUCGAGAGUACGACGACGGUGACUACGGUGCUUGCGAUUCCAGCUCCACAGGCGCAGAACGAGAAUCCGAAGUCGAUGAGGCUGAGAGGAGAUCAGUCGCAGAGUACGGAGACGAAGAAGAAGAAGGAGAAGAACAAGUUCUGGAUCGCACUCUCUAAGGAAGAAAUUGAGGAAGACGUUUUCAUCAUGACUGGCUCCCGCCCAGCUCGCCGCCCCAGAAAACGGCCCAAGAAUGUUCAGAAACAGCUCGACAGUGUUUUUCCGGGGUUGUGGCUGGUGGGGACCACGGCCGAUUCUUACCGGCUGGCCGAAGCUCCGGCGAAGAGGUAGAUAUGCUCACAGCUCAUGCUUGCUUACUUAAAUUCCUCAUACAAAGGGGUAGAUAUGACACAGACAGAAAAAAAAUUGUGAUUUUCUGAAAGCUUGGUAAGGUUAGAGAAAGAAAUUGCGCCUGCGAAGUUGACACCUCGAUUUGAGGUAUAAUGCCUUGAAUUUUGUAUAAAAAAAGGGAAAUGAAGAUGUCAAUAGAAGAAAAUGAACAAAGAAAAAGAAAAGAAAUGCCUAAUUUCUUUGCCUUUUUCUUUUCUCUAUUUUUAUAAAAGUUUUUAUUCUGUAUUUGGUGCAGGCUUUAGUUGGUAGUUUUAAGUUGUAAAACAUGAACAUAUAGUGGAAUGAAUAGCGUGAAUUUUAGUGCUUUUUUCUUAAAAA